Molecule: messenger RNA, 2259 nt
Organism: Blepharisma stoltei
Lineage: Eukaryota; Ciliophora; Heterotrichea; Heterotrichida; Blepharismidae
Source: the annotation of a GenBank genome assembly
AUGAAAUUUAUUAAUCUCACAGUCUUUUUCAGCUUCCUUAAGCUGAUUAAUCCAAUGAUCUACUCUGAAAUUUUUCCAGCGGUCUCAGGAGCUCCUAAUGGUGAUAUUUAUCUCCAUUUUGCUUACCCUAUACGACUCCCAGCAAAGACCGUAAUUACAAUCCAUCAGUCUUUUGCUAUGUGGCAAUACCCCUACUCUUUAAUACCCGAUAAAUGCUGAUGCAACUUUGACUAUCUCUGAUGCCAAUAUAAUGGCCAAGUCCAAUUCCAAACAUCUGUUGAAAUUCCUCCAAAUAAAAUUAUUGAAAUUUAUUUAGAUGCCGCUAUAUCGCUAUCUUUGACAGCAGCAGGAACUCAUCCUGGUUUUACUGUAACAGCAUCAUGACUAGGUGUAGAUAUAGCUCAAGACUUUAGCAGCUCUAAUACGGUCACUAUAAAGACUGCAAAUGCGUAUUCAACCCAUAACUGGCAGAUUGUAUUUGAUAUUAUGACCCCUGGAGCGAUUUCUAAUUAUGUUUUUAAGCUAACCUCAGAUAGUGAUAUAAAUCCAGGAUAUAAAAUUGUAGUUAAUUUUGGCAGAAAAGUUAGCUCAUGGAUUUGUGAGCCAAAAAAUCUGAAUAUAGCUGGUGAUAAGAAAAGUUUAUAUUAUGUAGGAUGCCAUUCGGAUACGUUAGGCGAUAUUUCUUGUAUAGCAAAACAUUGGUAUUUGAUUAUUACUGGAAUAAGCAAAACUGUUCUAGCAGGUAAUAUUAUUGAUUUCACGUUAGAGAAUUUAUGGACUCCUGUGUUUGGGUAUUUUUUAGUGAAGUAUUUUAUAUAUGUUUUUUCUUAAAUAGCCCAUAUUUUUUAUAUAUAAAAAUGUCUAUUAGCUAUUCAAGAAAAAUUUUAUAUAUACUCCUACUCCUGUCUUUUUUUAAAUUCAAAUAAUUUUUAAAUUAAUAAAUUUAUAGGGUAAUAAUAUUUUCUAUUUAAAUAAAUUUGAUACUAUAUACAAUGUGAUUAUUUGUACUAAAAUAGAAAUUUACCUCUAAUUUAAACACUGUAAUCAAGAUACUAUUUGCUUAUAUAACUUCAAAAAAAUUAUUUAAUUUAUGCUUCUUAUUUUUAAAAAUCUGCAUUUUAAUUAGCCUCAUCAGAUUUUUUUCGUUUGAUUCAAAGUGGGGAAGAAUUAGACACUAAUGAUGACGUUCAAAGUUAUACAGAUGCUGUAGGCUUUACAAUAAAUAAUGAUUUUCCUUCUGGCUAUAUUGAUUUUAAAAGCCUGCGAGUUUCAGAUAACCAUUUAUUAAAUGCAGCGAAAUAUGAAUUUGAAUUUUACGUAGGUAGCAUGAACCUUGGAAAUUAUACCGUGCUAUAUUCUUUUAAAAUUGAAUUUUUAUAUAAAUAUUCCAAUACAAAUUUAAUCAAAUAUGGCAUAUUAUAUUCUUGUGCUAUUCCCUCAGCAAUAUAAUUUCGCCAUAAAUCCACCUUUUACCUGUAAUCUCACAUAUUUUGAUGAGUCCUCCCAAACCCCUGACAAAGAAAUUUUUUGGGUUUUUUUAAGCGAUUGCAAUUAUGAUAAUAAAUACAUUGCGAUUUGGGUGCCUCCAGAAAAUACAAGGCAAUUUACAAGUAAUAUGAGACUAAAAGUAGCGAUUGAUAGUAUCAUAAAUCCCAAAUAUGCUUGCAAAAACACUGGAUUUGCAAGCUGGGAAAAUCCCAAUAUAGAAGACGAUGAUUAUGUUUCAGGAAAAUUUGAUAUAGAAAUUUUCGACCCAAGCAUAGCGAAAUCAAUUGCCAAAAGUUGAGAAAUGCAUCAUAAUGUGUACACAGGGCUUAGCAAGCCAAACAAAAUUUUCCAAUUUGUCAGCAAAGGGAGUUAUUAUAUUUCUUACUCCCCCCCCCCCUCCGUGAGCGAACAAAAAAAUUUUGUUCGCUCACGGAGGGGGGUUAAUUUUUUUUUUUAAAAAAAAUUUAUAUAUAAAUUUUAUAAAAAAUAUAUUUUUUUCGAAAUUUAAAAAAAUCCUAAUUUGCAAAAAUUGGGAAGCAAAUAUUAAUUUAAUUUGCAAAAUUUAUGUUUUAAAAACGCAAUUUGUUUAAAAUUAAACAGAAUUAGCUCUAGAUUUCAUUAUACUAAUUAUCACUUAUAUAUCAAAAUUUUUUUCCAUUAAAAUUUUUUCUAUUAAAAAAAUUUUUGUUCACUCACGGAGGGUGGGUUUUUGGUCAAAAAAUGGCGAUUUUUCUAAUGGUUUUGUUCGCUCACGGAGGGGGGGGGAGUUAA